AUGCUACAGUACAUGCGUAAAUUUCACAGAGAUGAUCAAUCAGCUAUUCUAGAAAAGUUCCAUCCCGGGAAGAAUGUUGGACUAGGCAAGGAUCAUACACUCUUCGCUCUCAUUGAUGGAUUAGUGAAAUUUGAGAAGUAUGGUCCUGACAAGAAAAAGGUGAGUGUUUAUCCACGUGAAGUGGUGCCUGAAAAUCCCAACAGUUACAGAGCAAGGAAAAGAGAGAAUUUCAGGCUACAGCGCGAGAAGAAGAAGGCAAGAAGGGAAGGAUGGUCGGUUCAACCACAACUAGUCAUGGCAUCUGCUGCUGUUGAAAAUGCUGAGGAGAAUCCAGUCUGCUGAUGAGCAAGAUCUUUAUAAGCUUUGUUUUGCCUCGUUCUUCCCGCUAUUUGGCUGAGUUUUUAGUUUUGUUAAUGUAAUCAAGUUGUUCACAACCUUUAAUAUUUACCAGCAUUAUAUAUAUUGUAGAUCAUUUGCACAGAAAGCAGUUCUGUACAAUUGUUUGUGAGUAGCUGCAAGAUUUUGUCAAAUUCUAAUUUGGAAGGCACUUUCAACUGACUGCUAACUUGCUAAGAGUUAUCAGAGCAUUGUUUCAAAGAUGUGUGAAAUUUU
This is a messenger RNA of Beta vulgaris subsp. vulgaris (sugar beet), 612 nucleotides long. Its product is annotated as 50S ribosomal protein L27, chloroplastic. Gene Ontology annotation, biological process: translation. Gene Ontology annotation, molecular function: structural constituent of ribosome. Lineage: Eukaryota; Viridiplantae; Streptophyta; Magnoliopsida; Caryophyllales; Amaranthaceae. Gene Ontology annotation, cellular component: ribosome. The record is from RefSeq and is a predicted model, not a curated record. The coding region runs from base 1 to 342 and encodes 113 amino acids. The transcript is spliced from 3 exons.